Molecule: messenger RNA, 2316 nt
Organism: Neopsephotus bourkii (Bourke's parrot)
Lineage: Eukaryota; Metazoa; Chordata; Aves; Psittaciformes; Psittacidae
Gene: TMEM209
Product: transmembrane protein 209
Exons: 14
Coding region: 1-1683 (560 amino acids)
Cellular component (GO): membrane
Source: RefSeq, a predicted model, not a curated record
AUGAUGACAUCAGAACAGAGUUCAGAGACUUCCGUUAUCGAUAAGACUUUCCAGAUUAGGAAGGAGGUUAAAGCCCGGAAGGCCAUCUUGGCUUGGAGCCUCCUUAAUGUGUCUAUUGCAGGCAUGAUAUAUACUGAAAUGAGUGGGAAACUCAUAAGCUCCUACUACAACAUCUCAUACUGGCUACUGUGGUAUAUUGAACUUGCCUUUGCAUCUGUGUUCAGCCUGAAUGCCUUGUUUGAUCUCUGGUUGUACUGCAAAUACACACUGGCACCGACAACUGUGGUCAUGAGUCCUGGCCAGAGGAGACUGCUGGGCUUGCAGAAUGUAGCUGUACAAACAACUCCACCACGUGAGCUGGCAGCAAAGGAGGACCCAUCUUCAACACCUUCUCCUCCAAUCCAGGGUCAAAGUGUGCUGAGUUACAGCCCCUCUCGCUCCCCUAGUGCCAGUCCAAAGUUUACUACUGGUUGUAUCACAGGCUACAGUCCUCAGCUACAGGCUCUGUCAAGCAACAACAGUUCUCACAGCAGUAUAACCUAUUCACCAAGUGGCAGCUACAGUAAGGUUUAUGGCUUCAGCCCCUUUCCUACUGGAUCUAUGUACACCACGAGUAUUGGGCCAGUGGAAGGUGGUGGCCUGAGGUCUCGUUACCGCUCUUCACCCGUGUUCUAUAAUUCUCCUACUGGCAAAGAAGACUACAUGACAGACCUCAAGUCCCUGGAUACCUUCCUUCGAGGUGAAGAAGAGAAGCAGCAGAGGGUUCAGCUAGGAAGUUCAGAUUCCAGCUCUCCUUCCAGCAGCCCGACUUUCUGGAACUACAGCCGUUCCAUGGCAGACUAUGCACAGAUGCUCAGGAAGUUCCAGUAUCAGCUGGCUUGCAGGUCCCAGGCUCCAUCAGCACACAAGGACGAAGCUGAUAUGAGCUCAAAACAGGCUGCAGAAGAGGUUUGGGCACGGGUGACGAUGAAUCGACAGCUCCUUGAUCACAUGGAUUCCUGGACUGCCAAGUUCAGAAACUGGAUUAAUGAGACCAUUCUAGUGCCACUUGUCCAAGAGAUUGACUCUGUGAGCACUCAGCUGAGAAGAACGGGGUGUCCAGAGCUGCAGAUUGGAGAAGCCAGCAUCAGCAGCCUGAAGCAGGCAGCACUUGUUAAAGCUCCUCUCAUUCCAACCCUGAACACUAUUGUGCAGUACCUGGAUCUUACACCAAACCAGGAGUACUUGGUGGAAAGGAUUAAAGAGCUUUCCCAGGGAGGAUGCAUGAGUUCAUUCCGAUGGAACAGAGGAGGGGAUUUCAGGGGCAGGAAGUGGGACACAGACCUGCCCACAGACUCCUCUAUCAUUAUGCACGUGUUCUGCACUUACCUCGACUCCAGGCUCCCGCCUCACCCCAAGUAUCCCGACGGCAAAACCUUCACUUCCCAGCACUUCGUUCAGAUACCAGAUAAACCAGACACUUCAAAUGAGAACGUCUUCUGCAUCUACCAAAGCAGCAUCAAUCCACCUCACUAUGAGCUCAUCUAUCAGGGCCAGACCCACAACCUGCCCAAGGGCAGGAACAACAUGUUCCACACCUUGCUGAUGUUCCUGUAUAUCAUAAAGACGAAAGAAUCUGGGAUGCUGGGGCGUGUAAACCUGGGAUUAUCGGGAGUCAACAUCCUGUGGAUCUUUGGAGAGUAACACCUCUGUCAGGACACUGCAUCCGAGGAAUGAUGCUCCUCUGGUGAACUCAGUCACUACCUUGUUGAUUUAAUCAUAGACUUAAUAAGAUGGGCUGAUUUAAGCUCAGCUUUGUUGGCAGAGAGGGGAAGAUGUGUAAUUCCUACCUUAUUUUUUUAAGUUUUUACAUUCUUUUAUUAUUUGACUCAUUUUUGCUGUUGAAACACUCAUACUUCCCAGUGCCAGGUGGGGUUUCCCUUCCCAGCUCUUCACUGAAGGAAUCCUGGUUCAAACUCCUGGUCUGCUGUUCCUGUUUCACAUAUCCCAUGGUGUCAUCAUCUGAGCUUGGGACUAAACCACAACCACCUUUGAACUACAGCCCUACGAGGGGCUGUGUGCAGCCAGGAGUGAACCCUUGCCUGGAAACAGGAAUGAUUUAACAACUUUGGGAUCCAGGGAAUUCUAGAUGGGGAUAAGAAGAGCCGAAUCUAAAAGUUUAGACUCAUUUUGGUUCAGUUUCGUCCAUGUGAGAAGAAAAAUGUUACUGGUUUUAAGCCUGGCUCUUGCUGUAAGCAGGCUUUCUGCCCGCAGGAGAUGGAGAAAGGGAAGAGAAAAGUCUUUGAUUUGUUGGUGUCCGUAAAAAAGAGUUUGUAA